Messenger RNA from Fusarium proliferatum ET1, 837 nucleotides. RefSeq lists its product as uncharacterized. The transcript has a single exon. NCBI's taxonomy places the organism in Eukaryota, Fungi, Ascomycota, Sordariomycetes, Hypocreales, Nectriaceae. The record is from RefSeq and is a predicted model, not a curated record. The coding region runs from base 1 to 837 and encodes 278 amino acids.
AUGGCACUCUUACGCAUGAAUCCGACACCUGUUCACCAAGUUCAUCCGUAUAUCCGGAUCAUACUACUCGCCACUCUCCUAAACUGCGCGUUGACAAUCCUCUUUUUCUCUCAUCUCAUUUUCUUUCCAGCACUUUCUAGCUCACAUCUGCCGCUCGAAACAUUCAGAUCAUCAGUCAAGCAUGUUUUGCGACCGUUGGUGAGCGGGCCAGAUAUAUCGGAGUCAUGCAUCGAAGGACACCGAGAAACCCUUGCCUCGGGAUACACCAUCGAGUUCAAAUGUAACAUGUAUCGACAGGGAGUUAGAUAUGAUGAGGUGUCUUCGUAUGAUGAGUGCGCAGCUAUCUGCAAGUCACUGGACAUCGAUGUAUGCUCAUACCAUCCACCAUCCAAACGAUGCGUUGUAUCCAACCUUCAUGGAAGAGAUAUUCCUCGAGAAGGUGUCUAUUACAUGACCAAAGUUAACGAAGACGAGAGCGAGGACGUCGAUUCUUUCGACAAUGAUGACCCGUUCGAAGAGGCGGCAGCUCAAGAAAGAGCCGACUUCCUUUAUCGCAUCGCUCUCCUCGAAGCCGAAUUGAAUGUUUGUCGCGCUGGAAAUAAUCCGCCAACUCCUCCUUUAUGUGGCGUUCAAGGCGUCGCUAUCCACGGCUGCAUCGACAUGAUAAGAGCUUCCACUGUUGACGCCUGCAAAGCGAUUUGUCUCGCCAAUCCAUCAUGUCAAGCUUACUCUGCGUCCGAUGAACCGGGAGAUUGGUGUUAUAUCUUUGACAAACCGCACGAGGGACUGACGGCAGAUUAUCACCGCCACUUGCAUACAUAUGAUCGCGACUGUUAG